Molecule: messenger RNA, 5358 nt
Organism: Brienomyrus brachyistius
Lineage: Eukaryota; Metazoa; Chordata; Actinopteri; Osteoglossiformes; Mormyridae
Gene: cadm1b
Product: cell adhesion molecule 1b
Exons: 12
Coding region: 50-1354 (434 amino acids)
Biological process (GO): susceptibility to natural killer cell mediated cytotoxicity; cell recognition; detection of stimulus
Cellular component (GO): plasma membrane; synapse; neuron projection
Molecular function (GO): signaling receptor binding
Source: RefSeq, a predicted model, not a curated record
CAGCGCUAGGUGAACCAGCAGCGCCGCCACAUUAAGGCAGGUGUUCAACAUGGCGAACGCGGGGAGUCGAUGUCUCGCCACAACUCUUUCUUUCUUCCUGGUUUCGGCAGCUAUUCUUCUCAAAGGAGCAGCUCAGAUCCUUCCAGUUCAGGGGCAGAAUCUGGUGACGGACAACAUCUCCGUGGUGGAGGGAGAGGUGGCCAUCAUCAGCUGCAGAGUGAGGAACAAUGACGACUCCGUGAUCCAGCUUCUCAACCCCAACAGACAGACCAUCUACUUUAAGGACGUGCGACCCCUGAAGGACGGAAGGUUCCAGCUGGUCAACUUCACGGACAACGAGCUGCGCGUGUCCCUGUCCAACGUGUCGCUGUCCGAUGAGGGCCGAUACGUCUGUCAGCUGUACACCGACCCGCCCCAGGAAGCCUAUGCCGACAUCACUGUGCUGGUUCCCCCCAGUCCCCCCAUUCUGGAGGCGCGAGACGACCUGGUGAGCGAGGGCAACGAGACAGAGCUGAGCUGCACCACCAUGGGCAGCAAACCCGCCGCCUCCAUCCGCUGGAUGAAGGGCCCCGAAGAACUGCAGGGAGAGACCAUGGUGGAGGAGACCUAUGACCACAUGUUCACCGUCACCAGCCGACUCUCACUCACAGUCACCAGGGAAGACGACGGUGUGCCAAUCAUCUGCAUAGUGGACCAUCCGGCGGUGAAGGAUCUCCAGGCCCAGACGUACUUGGAGGUGCAGUACAAGCCAGAAGUGAAGAUCAUUGUGGAGUUUCCCGAAGGCUUGACCAGAGAAGGAGAGAACCUUGAGCUAACCUGCAAAGCCAAAGGCAAACCUCAGCCACAGCAGAUUAACUGGGUGAAACUAGACGACGAUGUUCCCUCGCAUGCAGUAAUAAAGGGCUCGGACCUCCUCAUCGAGAACCUCAACAAGUCGUACAACGGCACGUACCGCUGCGUGGCCACCAACUCCGUGGGCGAGUCCUAUGAUGAUUACAUCCUCUACGUCUACGAUGUUCUCACCACCACUUCUGUUCCCACUUCCAAGACCCCUGUCCCAGACGGAAGCCGAGAUGCCACGUCCGACUUGGACCCUGCGGCCCACGACUCGCGAGCGGGCGAGGGAGCGCCGCAGAAGAUGGACCACGCGGUGGUGGGCGGGGUGGUGGCGGUGGUGGUCUUCGCCAUGCUCUGCCUGCUCAUCGUGCUGGGCCGUUACUUCGCCAGGCACAAAGGCACGUACUUCACCCACGAGGCCAAAGGGGCGGACGACGCUGCAGACGCUGACACGGCCAUCAUCAACGCCGAGGGUGGCCACAACAACUCAGACGAGAAGAAGGAGUACUACAUCUGACCGGCUGGGCCACCUCAUAUCGGACACUGAGCUGUUUGGGGCAGGGAGGGGUGGGGAGGGUUGAGCAGGGUCCUGGGGGUGGGAAGGGGCGGACCUGACGAUUUUAACUCCAGCCUGUGCAUCUGAGAAAGUAAAGUGUGCUGGGAAAGGGUGGGGGGGGGCAAUUUAGACUCGAGGGAAGAAGAGGGUUGGGAAACACAGAGAGAGACAUCAUCAGAAAUCAUCAUAGACAGCUUUAUCAUUCAGCCCCCCCCCGCCCGGGUUUUCUUUAGUUCAACCAUCUGCAGAAAAUUCUGUGCCUUGUUUUUUUCUCUCCCUCCCCCGCCCCCCAUUUCUUUUUAUCAUCCCCCCUCCCCCAUCACACUAUAGCCAAUUCCCAAGCUCUAGUCCUUCACAUGUUACUGGUCUUGUGAAGUCAGAUUACAGAACACUUGUGCGUUGCAUUGUGGACCCCCCACCCCCCUGCCAGACGGUACCAGAUUCUGCUGGGAGCUGGGUCCCUGUGUCGCACACUGCUGUAGCUUCUCUGAAUCCAAUACAGAGAGGCUUCGGCGCGUUAAGGAGAAGCUGUAGUUAACAUCAAAACAUCUCAUUGGCUUUCAUGGUGGAGGCCAGAGGAGCUCCCAUGUCAAACAUUCUUGCUUUUUUCCCCUCCAGUUUAACAUGGACUCUUUUAAAACAUUUUUUUCUAAAGACUCACCAGUGUAAAGUGUCCUACCAAUUUCCACCAUCCAGAAUAACCACAGAAAUAACCACAUUUUUGUUUUAGCUGCAGUGAAGUUCUCUGUUCAAAUUGGAUGUUUUUUUUCUAAAAAAAAAAAACGCUGUUCCAGUUUCUCAGACAGAUUGUAUGAAACCUAACAAAGGCACUGCGGUUACAGCAGUGUUUGUGUGUGUUUACUUUAGCAUGUGUACCAGCCCUGGGACUGGAAAACAGCUUUCUUGUAUAGGAUUGUUGAGUAUCAUUUUUUUCCAUUGGUCUUCCUAACUGACAGGCAUUUUUUAUCAAAAACUUGCACACAGAUUUGAAACCACUGACAGUCUGAAGAUUUGACAGCUACCAAAAGCAGGUUCCCAAAAAGUAGUAACCCUCAGGACAUGUUCUUAUUAAAAAAAUAAUUAAAAAUCCAUUAAAAACAGUAAAGUCAAAUAAAGGAUUUUGACUUGAUUUUUCCCCUCAUUAGCACACUUUAAUUACAGAAUAACAGGUUAAAAAACACUGCUUUUACAGUGUAAUCCUCGCCAUUCUCUAUUAAUAUAAUUAUACAAUGUAUUAUUUUAAUAUUAUGAUGUGUUUUACAAAACAGGCAAUAUAUUGUUAUAUAUUUAUUUGGAGUUAGUGUUGCAUUGUGAUUCUUUAACUACAGCCAAAACAGUAAUAUAUUUUAAUGUAAAAUAAAGUUUCUAUCAGAAUAUGUUAAAAUCUUAAAUACUGAAUAUUAUUCCCAACUUUAAACUCAUUCCUUUCUAUGAUACCAUAAAUUUUAUUACUGUAGUAAUUCUCCUGCUUUCUAACUACAGAGCAGAAAUACUUUGCAACUGGCAAAAAUCUCUGCAAAUCACACGUGUUCAGUAAUAUAUACAGUAAUUAACUAUAUUCAUUCAACUCUAUUAGCUUCAGCAAGGAAGACCAAGAGGACAUACCCCUUCCUGCUUCUGUAAUGCCAUGGGCACGUUUCGGUGACCAUGAGUAUGCCUUUUCCAUCCCAUGCACAUAUCUCUCUCUCUGCAUGCCAUCACCAUACAAUAAACACAUUUUCUCUGUACAUAGACACACCCUCACCAUAGCAUGAACACGCCCUCUACAUACCAUGGGCACACCCCUCCUUGCCAUGGGCCCGCCCUCUCCAUAUUCUGGACACACCCCUCCUUGACAUGGGCCCACCCUCUCCAUACUAUAAACACACCCCUCCUUGACCUGGGCCCGCCCUCUCCAUACCAUGGACACAUCCCUCCUUGACAUGGGCCCACCCUCUCCAUACUAUAAACACACCCCUCCUUGUCAUGGGCCCGCCCUCUCCAUACUAUAAACACACCCCUCCUUGUCAUGGGCCCACCCUCUCCAUACUAUAAACACACCCCUCCUUGACAUGGGCCCACCCUCUCCAUACUAUAAACACACCCCUCCUUGACCUGGGCCCGCCUUCUCCAUACCAUGGACACAUCCCUCCUUGACAUGGGCCCACCCUCUCCAUACUAUAAACACACCCCUCCUUGUCAUGGGCCCGCCCUCUCCAUACUAUAAACACACCCCUCCUUGCCAUGGGCCCGCCCUCUUCAUACUAUAAACACACCCCUCCUUGUCAUGGGCCCGCCCUCUUCAUACUAUAAACACACCCCUCCUUGCCAUGGGCCCGCCCUCUUCAUACUAUAAACACACCCCUCCUUGCCAUGGGCCCGCCCUCUUCAUACUAUAAACACACCCCUCCUUGUCAUGGGCCCGCCCUCUCCAUACCAUAGACACGCCUCAUGCUCUCACUGUACCCCUUACUGUACUACACGAUUAGCCUCUCUGUGCUUCUGUGAUACCAAGCUGCCACCGGAUCUUCCUACGUUUCCUCUAGUCAAUUUUAUUUUAAACUGCCAGAAAUGCCAACAAAACAGAGGAAUACCUUUGCAGCAUUUCCAGCGUGUCGAAGGAGGGCUUUGUCGCUUAGUUUUCUCCGUCGAAGGCGAACCCGUAGGUCUCCAUGACGGAUCUCCCGCUUGACUCCCCGCUUCCGUAAACAUGACACCAAGGUUAAUGUCCUCUAAACAUUCUGCUUAAAAGCAAGGGAAUGUAGUAACAUUCACUAUUUUGUUUUUGUUUUGUUUUUAAUUUCCAAAAUAAAUUCUUUGAAACGAAGGAGCCACUGCCUUAAAAAGUAAUGUAUCAUGGCUUUUACACUAUAAGAAAACAAAUCAUUUGUCUCCAUCUCCAUUUCCUCUGUUCACAUGUGACAGUGUAAAUUGAGCCUAUAAAGGUAUUUUCACAUACGAUUUGAGAUUAUGUGACAUAUUUCAUAGUGAUUAUUAUUCGUCUUGAGUCAAACGUGUGCCAGUCUCUUCUUAAGCUGAAUAUUCAGAUUUUAUUCUCUAAACACAGUAUUCAUUAUUUAAAUGCUGGCGAUCUGUUGAUAAUAGCAACUGCAGACAGGGUGAAUACGUUUGGUUUUAUAUACCAAACCCAUUUUGGUUGCAUUUAACAGUUUCAUAGCCACAGCCAAGACUAUCUGGGAACAGAAUGGAUCUUAGAAGUUGUGAAACUAGUUUCUGCCCACUGCACUAAAAAUGAGCAUUGGCUUGUUUGAAAAUGAAAACAGUCAGCAGGAUGAAGCCCACAAUGUACAAGACAGACUAUAAAACAGACAUUUUCCACAGACAAUUUAGACGGAUGACAGAACUGGCUGUCAGUUUUUUCUCCACUGUUUCUUCCCUCCCCUUCUGUAUAAACGGUGUUAUUCAGGGUGCUGGAGGACCGGCCGUGUGCCACAUCUCCUCCGCCCCAAUUCAGCCAGCUCCACGGAUCUCAAACAGUACGUCUUGCAUCUCAGGUAGAAUGCAACGUUUCCACCCCACUCACCAAUGAAACGGAAAUCGCAGAAUCACGUGGCAAAAGUUCUGGGUUUUAGUUGUACAUGUUUACGUGUUCUUGGAAUACAGUGCACUGUUUUAAACGUGUUGAGUAUUACUUUGCAUAGACCUAGUUCACAAAAGAAAGACUCCAGUCGUUCUGUGAUAGAGACAAGCCGGCUUGCUGUGCUACAAUCACUAGAAAGGUGCCACGUCCUGGAAGCUCGGGGCUGCUGAGGAUUUUUGGCCCAGGAAAGUUGGCCCUUGAUGAGGUUUAGGUAGAUUCUGUCUUUCUGCUGUACUUGGGCAAUGUUACUGUGUAUUAAUGAUGAAAAAAUAUCAACAUGUUCCCAUACACAUUUUGUAUUGGUUCAUAAAAAGACAUUUUUACAAAAAAAAAAUAAAAAGAGAGAGUACUUGUCUUAAUAAAAGAGUUAUUAAUGUUCAAAGUA